AUGGACAACCACUAUCGAGACGGGAGAUCCAUCAGUGAAUUCACAGGAGCGAUGUCUCGUCCUGGAAAAUCAAUCAUGGAGCAAUUCACCGACAUCGUCGAGCAACAUCCUGACAGCAUUGCUCUUGUCUGCACUCACCAACCCCCGGGACUGUAUGAUCUUCCAAACGCUGCGUUAGAAGACACGCAACCAUACCUCAGAUGGACCUAUUCCACCCUUGGGGAGGCUGUGAAGCGUCUUGCUAGGGGCCUUGCUCUGAACGGCAUAGUUGCUGGGACUCCCUUCUUCGUCUUAUGCCAGAACCAGGCAGAGUAUAUUGUUGCGGCCCUAGCAGCCUAUUCGAUGGGGCUGGUCCAUAUCCCAAUCAGCCCUCAGAAUUUGUCGAAAGUCAGGGAAAUGCAGCACAUGGUAGAUACGGUCAUCGGAUAUCAGUCCGCAGAGCGGGAGAACCAACCGGGAUGGGUGCCUAUAUCUUCCCCUCUCGAUGCCGACCCCAACGGAGAUGAACAGCAAUGCCCCUCCACCGAGUCGGAAGAAAUAUCAAUUCUCUUUACGAGCGGCACCACAUCAGCGCCGAAAGGCUGUGUGAUAAAGCCGGCUCGAUGGCUCAACAACCUCUGCGCUUCACUGAGCCUGGGCUCCGUUUCGCCGUCAGACAGUGUUGCAGUCCCCGUUCCAGCCAACCAUGCCUUCGGGUUUAUUUGCACGAUGCUGCCAUUGAUUCGAGGCGCCUGUGUCGUAUUCCCCGGGGCAAAAUUUGAGCCACGAGCCACGGCAGAGGCUCUACACCAAGAGAUGUGCACUCAUGUCGCCAUGGUUCCGACCAUGGUCUACGGUCUGGAGGAUGCCUUGGAGGCUCCCGAACUCACCAUUGAAAGAGUCAAGGUGGCAAUCUUUGCCGGAAUGACAACUACAUCCGAAAUAUUCAGGCGGUGUCAGAGCUGCCUCAACGGCUGCCAGAUUGAAAACUACUUCGGCAUGACAGAGGGUGUGUUCUUGUGCACCGGUGCGACGAGCGACCUAGCGAACAUCAUCAAAGACGAAAAUGUGGCUAUUGGGAGGCCUGUCUGCGGAUCCGCCGUUCGAAUAUGUGCACCGGACGAACAAUGUCCUCUUCCCGUUGGGGAAUCUGGGGAGCUCCAUUACUCCGGGGAUUCGCUGAUCUCUUCGUAUCUCAAUGCCGAUGGGGAGGAGUUCUACGAGGCAAACGGCAAGACAUGGUUUCGAACGGGCGACAGAGUAUUUGCAGACGAGGACGGCCAAGUUUUUUUCCACGGCAGAUACAAAGACUUGAUUAUCCGCGGAGGUGAGAAUAUCUCGCCUGCGAAGAUCGAGUCCGUUCUGUCCGAAAUGCCCGAGUUUCGUUCGCUGCACCCUCAGAUCAUCGCAGCGCCCGAUGCUAUAGCAGGGGAGACCCCGAUGGCUGUACUCAACGCAGAGAUCAGCGAUGAUCUGAUAACGCGCAUGUCAGCCGUCAUUCAGUCAUCCCUUGGAGUCUCGCAUGUCCCAUCUAGCGUGGUAUCGCUACAGUCCCUGGGUUUGAGCGAUUAUCCGAAGACGGCUCUGGGAAAGGUCCAAAAAUCGAAGCUCAGGGAGAUCGUGACUGAGUAUAGCCACCCACGUGCGUCCGGAAGCGGAGAGCGCCCAACAUCCCAGUCUGGUGUAGAGCACCAACUUAAGAAGGCAUGGGCCAGCGUUCUGGGGAAGAAGUUGGAUGAUAUCGAUGUGACAGUCCCUGUGUCGCAGUUCGCCGACAGCAUCAUCCUGCAGAGCGUCCGAGGCGCUGUUCAGAGAGACACGGGACGGCAUGUUCCGCUAUCGCGAUGGCUAGCUGCGUCCAACAUUGCAGAUCAGGUCCAGCUUCUCGAAGCCAGCGAUCCACGCGGCAAAGGACCGGUGACCCAAACACUGACAAACAAGAGCCAUUGCCUCGGAGCUGAUGACAUGGUCCAUACAGGUGGGAGUGAGCAUGUGGCUGAGGCAACGAGGACAGCAAUUGAGAAUACCAUUGGGAAAUACAAUCUUACCUGGACUGAUGUUAUGGAGGUAACCCCCUGCAUUGAUUUCAUUCAGACAAUUUGCAGGACACAAGUCGUCAAUACCUGGAAUAUACGCACCCUGAUCAUCACGAACAAUGCAACUGCUGCAGAACUUCGUGAAGCGGCUGUGACGACAAUAAAAAACAAUCCACUACUUCUCUCUUUUAUGAUCGUUGAUCCCGAGCUCAUUAAUCCCGAACUGGGCCUAUACGCUAUCAUCCGCCCCGAGGCAAUCCUGGAUCAAUGCGUUCUAGAGUAUGGCGCGGUAGACACAUUGGACGAUGCUCGAAGGCUCAACAUGAAUUAUCCUUUCCCCGACCAUACCCUACUCCCAGGGCCGUUAUUCCGUGCUCUGGUAUUCUUUGUUCAGGAAACUCAGUCGGCCGCGCUAAUAACGAAUAUCUCUCAUUCCAUACUGGAAGCCGUGUACCACCGAUACUUGCAUGACUGCAUCGACUCCGCAUUGGGCCGGAAUCCCCUCCCCCAAAGCAUCAGCUUCAAUGUCUGGGCUGACAGCUACCAUGCAUUGCGCAAGUCUCCCAGUGCUGAAACAGCGGUCAACGUCCAUGUCGAAUACUUGCACGACAUACACGAGCACGUCCAUGCACUGUGGCCGUAUCCAACACACGAGCUAACAGUCUCGCCCGAGCGUGCCGAUCAGGAUGGACACAUAGUGAUCUUCACAGCGCCUUCGUUUGUCCAGCUCCGGGAAAGACACCCGCAGGUCACCGCCCCGGUGAUUCUCAAAGCAGCACUCGCGCUUCUGGCGAUAUCUCACACGAACCACACGCAUGCAUUGUUCCUGAACCUAGAAGCAAAUCGCUCCACAUUCCCAUUUCUUCCCUCCUCAUUAGCAGCGCAGACGGGGCUGGAAGCGGCAAAUGUCGCAGGGCCAACAUUUAGCGGCGUGUUGAAUCUCAUCCCUUUCCAGCCAGAGCAGACGGUCAUCGACUACCUUCUGCACAUCCAGCAGGUCCAAGCCAUGCUAUCCGCGCAUGCAAACGUGCCAUGGUACGAGGUGUUUCGGAGACUCGGGCUCCCCGCCCACGAGAUCCUACCCCAGGUUGCAGAGUCUCUCAUCUUCAACUGGAUGCCGGGCCUCGGCUCCGCUGUGUUCGGUGAGAACCCGUUCCGGAAUAUGAGGGUGGCACAGACUCAUAUCCGCACCAAACUCGGGCUGUUGGCUAGUGCAGGCGCCGGGGGUCCGGAUGGGAGUAAUAUUGUGCUGUUCUUGCAGGGCGCAAUCGCCAACUGUUCGUCGGUGUGGGUUGAGAAAGUAGCGGAGGACUGGAAGAAGAUUGCACUGUGGCUGGCGGCGGAGGAGUCGUGGACCUUGCCAGUUGCUCGCUUUGCGGAUUGCUUAGCCUAG
Molecule: messenger RNA, 3408 nt
Organism: Aspergillus terreus NIH2624
Lineage: Eukaryota; Fungi; Ascomycota; Eurotiomycetes; Eurotiales; Aspergillaceae
Exons: 4
Coding region: 1-3408 (1135 amino acids)
Source: RefSeq, a predicted model, not a curated record